Molecule: messenger RNA, 1154 nt
Organism: Cuscuta epithymum
Lineage: Eukaryota; Viridiplantae; Streptophyta; Magnoliopsida; Solanales; Convolvulaceae
Source: the annotation of a GenBank genome assembly
CUGGGAGAUUUACUAUUGGUAGGGUACGAUUGAUCUCAUAGAUUUGGUUACGAGCAAAAGAAAGAAAAGGAUAAAUUUGUCCAGCCGGGAAAAGAUGGGGCGCGCAUAGUAAUAAUAUUGCUGCGCCGAGCUUCACCCCUUCUAGGGUUCCGUUUGGAGUUAGAGCCUCAGAGGUUGGUUUGGUGUGUAAAAAUGGCGUGUACCAUAGAUUUCAGGUUCCUGGAUGAGGGUUUCGGAGGCAAAACGUACAAGCGCAAGAGAGCGGAGAAGGAGGCCGGCGUUCGAUUGGAGGAGGAAGAUGAAGACGCUGUGGCUAUGGAAGUCGAGAACGGCGCUCCUCCGUCAAAAAGGCAGGCCGUCUCAUCAUCCGAUGAUCCGAAUAGGCCGGUGAUGGGGAAGCCGACGUACGACGGUGUGAUAGCUGGGAGAGUGUCAGGGAGGAACUGGAAGCAGGUCCGGACGCGUAGAUCUUCGGCGCUUCAUGUUAGUCGGAAGGGGAAGACGCUGGAUGAGAAGGUAAAGGAGAAAGAGAUAAAGAAGGCGUACAAGGAGAGGAUGAGCGAACUGAAAGAGGCGAUCAGGCAGAACAAGAUAGAGAAGCGGAAGAAGAGGGAGGAGAGGGAGAAGAAGAAGAAGGAGAACAUCAUCAAAUCUGGAACCAAGUUCCAGAAGAUCACCAAUCCUAAGACUCUUAAGAAAAUUGCCAAAUCUGCCAAGCAGAAGAAGCUCCUCCAGGUGGUUUCUGAUGAUCUUCUUAAAGGCAGUAACAAGAAGUAGUAAUUCGAUCCUUUAUUUCAGAAUUUGGGAUCGUUUUUUGGCUAUAUUCACUUAUGAUUUUAAUGUGUUUUCUCCAAAUGUAUUAUCUAAAUCAAUGCGGUUUUCUUUUAAAUCAGUGAUUAUAACUGUUUCAAAUUUUGUUGAAGCCUCCUCUCCAAGAUUAUUAUGGUUUAAUCCAAGUCGCUAGCUAAUCCGUCUUAGUUUUAUUAUAGGCUUAUAGCUAUAAUAGUGCUGGUCUAUGUAUUUCUUCUGUUUUUUACUCCCAUUAAAUUGCCUUCUUUCCCAUUAAAUUGCCUUCUUUCAUGACUAGCUUAUUAUCGUUUGCUGUAUUAUUGGACUAUUGUGUCCUCAAUCUCGAAAGAUAAUCUCAUUAUCCA